Molecule: messenger RNA, 4401 nt
Organism: Ictalurus furcatus (blue catfish)
Lineage: Eukaryota; Metazoa; Chordata; Actinopteri; Siluriformes; Ictaluridae
Product: KIAA0753 ortholog
Exons: 17
Coding region: 445-3018 (857 amino acids)
Biological process (GO): centriole replication; protein localization to centrosome
Cellular component (GO): centriolar satellite
Source: RefSeq, a predicted model, not a curated record
UUUAAUUUAAAUUAAUCCUUAUUUCAGAGAUAUGGAUUUACAGACUGCAGUAUUUUACAUUAAGUGCUUAAAAGGCACCAUAUUAAACUGCUGAGCAACAUUUGUGUACAGCUCCAUACUGCGCUUACAGUUUGUAACCGCUAGGCGGCGGUGUCGCACUUCCACCGUUAACCUUAUACUCAGUCCAAGAAGAACAAUGUUGUUGUCAUGGCGGCGUUUUAAACUGAAGCUUUGUCUACAUUAACGUUUAAUUGUGUUAUCUAGCUAAAUAAUUAUUGCUCGUAGUGAUCAAUCAAUCGGGAGAAUAGGGCGAUCGUAUAAUAUUUUACAAUUGUCGCUUUAGUUUGCUGACUAGUUUUCACUUUGCUUGUUAGCUAGCUAGUUAGUCGUGUUUUUGACAACUGAAGGUUGUAGGUUGGAGCCAGAUUUGUGACUUCCGUGUCGAUGAGCACAGAUUAUCAGAGGGGAUCCCCAGUGAGAGCAGCUGGGGACAUACAUAACUACAUGGAGAAUGGAGCAUGGGUUAAAAAGGACAGUUUAGACCGGAUCCCUCGACCUCAAACGCAGCUUUUGUUUAAUCUUUCCUUGCCGACCAAUGUCCUGAACCGAGCAACUCAAGUAGGUUCUCCAGGUCCUAUUGUGAUUGAGAAGCUUAUAGCUCAUCGGGAGCGACAGAAUGCUGGUGAGAGCUGUAGCAGCUCCUUACGCCUUUCUGUUCUCUCUGAGGAUCAACUACAGGCUGCAGUGAGACUAGCCAAAAAAGACUUGCGCAGAAAACGACAGGAAUCCAUAAAUAGUCUGUCCCACAAGACAAGUGCGAGGCCUCCAAGUCCAGAUAAGAAUAAAACUGACAAUCAGCAGAAUGGGCUUUCCAUUAAAACUAGGCAGAGGACAAAAGAAGGAAGUCCAAAGAUGCAGACAAAGUCAUUCAAACAGGUGCUUGUAUAUACUCCUCAGAAGCUCUUUCAACCGUUUAAGGCUGAACAAGAGCAGUCUCCUCCAAGCAGAGACCCUGGAAUAAAAGUCAUCAGCAAUGAGCCACAGCUUAGCAAAGAGAUCCGCAAACUACAGAAGGAGCUGGAGACUUACGUCCAAAGAAUAGAGCAGCUUGUGAAUAAGGGACGAAUAGCGGAGAGUGUGGAGCCAGACGAGAAGCGCAGGAUCGAGAUCCGCCAGCAGGAGCAGGCUGCUCGCUCUGCACGGAUUAUCUACGUCUUGCAGCAGCAGGUGAAAGAAAUUCAGGAGGAUUUAGACAAGCUGCGUUCUCAGAGUGUAAGGCCUACCAAUAAGUGCAGGGCAGUGAACAGGUUGGCAGCGGCUCAUCGCGGGGCAGUCCGAGCCAUGAAGGCGUUCAUUCAUCAGCUGUCAGACCCUGCUGAGAGUAGAGUACCUGCCCAGUGUAAAGAGCUGGGUCAGCUCAUACGCCAGCUUUCGCUCUGCUCUGCCAAGGUGGAUGCGAGCCAGGGCUCAGCUGUACCAGAGACCACACUGGACAUCCUACAGAAGUUAGAAACGCUGGACUUGGUGCUCAGUAAGCAGGAUAGUCAGCAGGAGCCAUGUAUGCAGAGUAUCUCUCCUGUAAGAGAAAGGACUUCCAGGGUCAGUGGACGCAGUACGUCCCUUCCUCGUUUUCCCCAGGCCCAGACUGCCAAAGACGCCCGACAACCAAAGAAGUCAUCAGCUCCAAAAAAGAACCGAAGAGCGGCGGGCCAGGGUUUGAAAGCAGGACAAAUCUUCGACCAAGAGCGCAAGGAGGUUCUGAAGGCUGGGAUCCAGAACCUGGUGCGCAUGUGGGAACUGAGAGAGGGGGAGAGUCGGAGAGGGCCAGAAAUGGACAUCCCUAAAUCAUCUAGUGGUGCUGCCCAUCCAGACAAGCGCAAGCCAAGUGUUCAUGUUCGUGAUGCUGCUUUCCAGCAGCCCACUGUUUCAUCCAAGCUCAGAGAAAGUCAGUUACCACAGAGAGAGGCAUCAGUGCCCUGGAUCCCUACAUCUCCUCAUUCUCCUGUGAAGCAACGCAGAGCUGUGUCCAGCAGACCGGAGCCGAGGUGUCUCUUCUCCCCAGUAAAGAACUCCUCACAGCCCACCGGUGCACAAGCCAAAAGCCAAAGCCAGGGAAAGACCAGCACUGAAAACAUCAGAGACGCGCAAAAUGGGGCCCUCAGGCAAGCCUGGCUGGAUACAGUAGCAGAAAACAGACAGAGAGAACUGAACCAAUUUAGUCAAGAGGAAAUGGGGGAUAUUCACAGACUCAGGGCUGAAGCGGGCUCUCCAACACAGUGGAAUGAGGGAGCAGAGCAAGCAACUAGAGAAAGACUCCAACUUCUACUGGAUUGUGUGCAGGCUGCAGUGAGUACAGAUGUGGAGGCCACAGCUGGCGCUGUGCAGAGGGAGGACAGGGAGCAUGACGCACUACUGCAGGACCCCAUGCUGGACAAUAUGCUACUGCGCAUGGAGGAGAUAGAGAAAGACGAGGAGGAAGUGCGGCGGCGUUUUGCUAUGAUUUCUUACUCUGACCCUCUUCUCUGGGACAUGGACACAGGAGCCCAGAGAAAGCAUAAUAUCUCCAGGCCUGCAUCUCCACAACCUAUAAGACUAACCAAACCAGCUCAGAGACUCUCCACUACAGGAGACAUUGUCCUACAGAGGCCAGUGGAGACUGGUGGAGGGUCAGAAAGCUCCCUGAUGGAUGAGGAACCACCUGAUGCUGUUCCCAGCUGUCCAUCCACAGACCAAGCACAAAAGAAAGGAGGGGUUCAGCUGAACGUCCCUUGCUGCAUUCAGAAGAACAUCCAGAGAUACAGGGAGGAGCACGAUUCCUAUCUGCACCUUGUUUCCCAUGCAGCAGUGGGCAGUUUUAACCCCUGGGCUGUAGCUGAAAGUUUGGCUGAGGAGCUGAUCAUGGAGGCCUUGGCUGAGGUGGCAAGAGAGUUCCAGGAUGUUUGUGAAGAGUAUGCAGAGGCCAUCUUCACCGCAGAGUUUCUCCAGCCAAUUCAGUCUCCUUCUCCAUCUGUGUCAUAGCAGCAUGACUAGUAGAACCAGUAGAACUUUUCAUCAUGGGUGCUUUUUUUUCCCUUAGUGCUUUAGGUAGUUGAUCUCAGGAAAACACACAGAGUUUAGCAUGGAGGUAAUGGAUGUGAAUGGCCUCCCAGUGGCCUGUCCCCUUCUUAUAUUUUUUUAUUGUAUCAUAAAAUUAUCAUACAUUUCCUCUUCCAUAUAUAACUCAGACUAGACCGGUACAUUUUUCAUACAAAUAAAAGUGGCCAGUCUCAAGGACUCAAGGGCCUGUGCGUGUGUGUUUUAUAUUAUUAUUUAUAUUGUUGAUUUGUAUACACUGGAUUUGAGGUUUUUGUUUUUCCCCACAUUCCUGUUUCCAUUGACCCUAGAUGUUUUAUUGCCAUGUGAUUUUUAAGCUGUGAUUAAGUGGUAUAGUAGUGUGUUAAAUUUAUUCAUAUAUUAGACAAGGGAGACAAAGUGGCUAAGGGGCAACAUGCCUGUCAUAGGUGAAACGUACAAUAAUUGAAUGAAUCAGCCAUUGUUAUAUUGAAUGUGUAAGUAAAUGUGUAGUCUAUAAAAUGUGAGUAUGUUUUUAAGAAUGAAGCUUCCUUACUCGUGCCAUAUGGGCACCAAAGUUAUUUCAAAGGGCUUCUUUCAGUGUUUGAAACAUUAUAUUUAUUUAUACACAAACGAAUGCCCCAUUUGUAAUUGAAAUAAACCAUUUUUACCAGAGUGGUUUUAAAAAAAAUGCAUUGUCUAUUAUUUAUUUAAUUUUUAUUGCAGGAGAAUUGAUUGAACAUUUCAAAUUCCAAGUGCCACACCACACUCAUUUUUAUUAAGUGCUGAAAGUGCUUUAUUUAUUUAUUUAUUUAUUUAUUUAUUUACUUAUUUAAAUAAUCAACAAACAAAUAAAUAAAUUAGUGGAUGGAUGAAUGAAUGAAUAAAAAAAGUAUGCUUGCAACAGGGCAGUGUAAUCAAUAGGCUGUGUUUCUUGGUAGCUGUUUUUACAAGAAUCUCUACAGUGACUGCAUCGAGAAAUGUUUUUCUUGUUGGACUUACUAUCUGAUACUAAUAGUCUCAGUCUCUCAAGGAGUGUGGCAAUGUAGUGUGGCCUGUUUACAAGAGGAGAGCUGGCCCUCACAUCUUUGCUUCUAUUAGUAUUAAUUUAGCGGUAUGUGUGUACAGAAUGAACUUGAUUGCUGAUGUGCCAUGUGGCCUUGUAUUUGAUGAGCUUUUUGGUGUUCAAAUGAUGUAAAUAUGAGAACUAUUGCAGCUGUAUGAUUAUAGAAAAUAUCACAAUGUCAUAUAUCUCAUUUUUGACCAAUGUAGAGCAAAUUUUAGGUUUGAGCAUUAGUACUUUUUAAAAAGAUUUAUUAUGAACAGUCAUAAAUGCAGAUUAACUUAUUU